AUGCCUGAUAAUAACGGUCCCGCGUCGCUAAAAAAACAGCGCACCAUUAUCAAGGCAUCUUGUACGCAAAUUAAAACUUAUAUAGACGCGGUACGCUCAGUUAACCCAUCAAUACUGGCUCAGCUCGAGGAGCGCAAAAUCAAGUUAGAUCAAUGCUGGGCGGAUUACGACAAUGUACAAACAAAAUUGGAAUUGUCGGACGACGCCGAGGCCCGCGAUCGAGCCACAUGCGAGGAACCAUAUUAUUCGUUGGCGGCAAGAAUGCGGGAAAUUAUAAGAUCGAUUACCCCCCUCGCGAGCAUUAUAAGCGUAGCGUCAAGUGCCAGCCCCUCGUCGUCGGUUAGUCGCGAGUCAUCGCAUUCUUUAACACACGUGCGUCUACCAAAGCUGAAUUUACCUGUGUUCUCGAGCAAGUACGAUGAGUGGUUCCCGUUUCACGACACGUUCAUCUCGGUUAUACAUUCCAACGCGACUUUGAGCAACAUACAUAAGCUUCAGUACUUACGUGCCUCGCCGGCGAUGCCAGCAAGCUACGGGAAAAGUAAGUCCGCGAAAACAGCUAGUACGCGUUUUCAGUCUAAUGUUAAAAAACAAUCUUGUGCCGUAACUGUCAAGUCGACAUGUCAUUAUUGUCAAGGCGAACAUUUCGUGUACUACUGUAAAAAUUUCCUCGCGCUCUCAACGGCCCAAAAGAUAUCGGAGGCACGAAAUAAAAAAUUAUGUGCGAACUGCCUGCGUUCGACUACGCACGUGGCGAGUAACUGCACUUCCGGAGGUUGCCGAGUCUGUGAAUUGAAGCAUAACACGUUGCUGCACUCAAGCAGCGAUUCGUCGAGUUCAUCAAACCGCAGCGCGGGUAACGACAAAGCAUCAAAGUCAGUUAACCUUUUGGCCGCCCCGGUAACCGGUGUUUCAAGCGUGUUCGGCGACAGCCAAGUUUUAUUGUCUACAGCAGUAGUGUACGUCUAUAAUAGCCAAGGUUCUCUUACGCCGGGGCGGGCUUUACUAGAUUCCGGGUCACAGGUCAACUUAAUCUCUAAAAGAUUCUUGACAAGUCUUGAUUUAAAGUCGCAGCAAAUAAAUACUUCAAUAUCGGGAAUAAGCGGAACCGCGGUAACUUCGUCGCAGACAGCGCAAAUAAAAUUGCAAUCGAGGCUAACAUCGUACAACGCCACUAUAGAUUGUAUACUUCACGAUCAAUUGGGACGCCUCUGGCAAAUUGAUAAUAAAUUCAACGCCCCCGAGGGUUACACAAUAGAGGAGAGGCAAUGCGAACAACAUUUUUUAGACAACGUGAGGCAGAAUUCGCAGGGCCAAUACAUUGUCAAGCUUCCAGUUAAGGAGCAUGUUAUUUCUAGGCUCGGAUAUCCCCGCGACAUUGCACUCAAGCGAUUAAGGGGGAUUGAAAAACGUCUCAAACGCGAUCCGGAAUUAAAGAUGCAAUAUUCUCGUUUCAUGGUCGAAUAUAUCUCACUGGGCCACAUGCACCGCAUUGAUUGGCAAUCCGUUGAGUCACCCGUGUCGUUCUACUUGCCACAUCACUGCGUCCAUAAAAUCUCAGGUCAAUCUUCCAAGUUGCGUGUUGUUUUCGACGCGUCUUGUAAGACUAGCGCAAACGUAUUUUUAAACGAUGCGCUCAUGGUAGGGCCCAUAGUCCAGCAGAACUUAAUGUCAAUACUACUCAGAUUCCGAACGUUUCGUUACGCCAUUACUGCUGACAUUAUCAAAAUGUACAGACAGAUACUGAUGAACCCAUCUCAAACCUGCCUCCAACGCAUACUAUGGAGGGAGAACCCCGCCGACGAGGUCGAGACAUAUGAGUCAGCCACAGUAACAUACGGAACGGCUACCGCCUCUUACCUGGCCACCAGGUGCCUCACGCACUUAGCCGAUCAGUACUCCGAUCAAUACCCCAUAAGCUCCUUACAUCGAAAGAGUUUCGAGCUCAGCAAAUGGGCGUCGAAUUUUUCGAAGUUACUCGACGGCGUUGAUGAUGUCGAUGCCGAGGCAAUUACCAUCAAGAACGACAUAGAAUCGUCAAUUCUAGGCAUCCAUUGGAAUCAACUUCAGGACUUACUCUACUUUUCCUACAGGAUUGACCCUGCUUGCAACUCGGUGUCUAAGCGCACCAUCUUGUCGGAAGCCGUUAGGUUAUUUGACCCCUUGGGUCUUUUGGGCUCCGUCACUAUUGUAGCAAGGCUCAUUCUUCAGGAGCUCUGGCUAGCGGGCACACAUUGGGACGAAUCCGUUCCUCAAGAGAUUCAUACUCGAUGGGCGGACUUUAAGUCCCAUUUAAAAGGUCUAAAUGACCUGAGCGUUCCUCGCUGCAUUAAGUUCAGUUGCAAUCAUCGAUCGCUGCAAAUACACGGGUUCUGCGACGCCAGCCAACGAGCGUACGGAGCCUGUGUGUAUGUUCGGACGGAGGUCAGUGCAGGCGUCUACCGCACUGAGUUGUGGUGCUCCAAGUCUAGGGUAGCGCCCCUUAAAACCGUAUCUUUGCCACGACUCGAGAUAUCUGCUGCAUGUUUGUUAUCUCGGCUAGUUGCUAAAAUCGGCGAGGCUGUAGAUCUAUCAAAGGCGCCUAAAUUUCUCUGGAUCGACUCUACCAUCACUCUCAGUUGGGUAACAUCGACUUCUCGCAGGUGGUCAGUAUUCGUGGCCAAUCGAGUCGGCGAGAUCCAGAGAUCGACUGACAUCAAAAUGUGGCGACACGUCUCUUCUCAGAACAAUCCCGCCGACAUACUAUCGCGCGGGAUAAGUAUGCAGGAGCUGCCAUCAGCGGUCAUAUGGUGGCAUGGUCCUGCCUUUUUGCAGUUAAACGCGAAUCAGUGGCCGAGUGGUAGGUUUCAAGAGCUAGAUGAUGUUCCGGAACAAAGGGUGAUCGUCGCGACAGUAUCCAUUCAAACCGAUAACGUUGUCGACAAGUUGUUGGAAAGGCAUUCCAGUCUGCAUAGGAUAUGCCGCAUAUUGAUUUAUUGCUUAAGAUUCUCCAAGGUGCGACGCCACGAGGUGUCUCCUGGGCACCUAUCGCCCUCCGAGGCGGCAUUCGCGUUAAGUCUCAUGUGCAGGAUUGUGCAGGUGCAAGCAUUCCCAAAUGACUACAAGGUCCUAAGCCAAGGGAAUUCAGUCAACUCAAACAGUAGUUUGUUCUUGUUAUCUCCAUUCAUGGAUAAGGACGGUUUGAUGCGAGUAGGCGGUAGACUUAAGAAUUCUGAUUUGCAAUACGACGCGCGUCAUCAAAUACUACUGCCGCGGCAUCAUGAACUGACUCGUCGAAUAAUAAGGAAUGAGCACAUUCGAGGCAUGCACGCGGGUGCACAAACAACUGUGGCGUGUGUCCGCCAGCGAUUUUGGCCAUUAUCGUUGCGGUCGACAACCCGCAGCAUCAUACAAAAAUGCAUAACAUGCUUUAAGGCAAAACCCAGGUUUUCGGAAGCCAUAAUGGGCUCCUUACCGGCAGGCAGGGUCACCGUAUCUAAACCUUUCUCGCACUGCAACGUCGACUAUGCCGGCCCCGUGACCAUACGCCAAGGCAAGCGCCGAAAUUCAAGGAAUAGCAAGGCUUACAUCGCGAUUUUCGUAUGCUUUGCCACCAGGGGCGUCCACAUCGAAGUUGUAAGCGAUCUGACAUCGGAAGCUUUCAUCGCCGCCUUUAAAAGAUUUAUCUCGCGCCGAGGCAAGCUUUCGCAUAUGUACUCGGACAACGGAAUCACUUUUGUAUGUGCUCGAAAUCAGCUGAAGGAAUUCUAUAAUUACUAUCGUGAGCAACAGACUCAAUUGGACAUAACACGGUUCCUGAACCAUCAGGAAAUUGCGUGGAAUUUCAUUCCGACAAACGCUCCCCACUUCGGUGGAUUGUGGGAGGCGGCAGUGAAGUCCGCUAAGCUCUACAUGACUCGUAUCGUGGGUUGGGCUAACUUAACAUAUGAAGAGUUACAAACGUUGCUAUCAGAAAUAGAAGCAAUUCUGAACUCGCGUCCUAUUACACCCUUGAGCGCGGACCCAAAUGAUUUAUCUUACCUUAAUCCCGGUCAUUUUCUGGUUGGCUCGCCUCUGAAUAGCUUUUCUCCACUAGAUGAGCGCACCAAAUGGAAAUGUGAUAAAGGCGUCUACUUGCUUCCCAAUCAAGUGGUGCUUGUUAAACAGCCAAAUCUGCCCCCACUGCAGUGGACGAUGGGUCGAGUCCUGGAAGUCCACCCUGGCUCCGACGGGGUAACUCGAACGGUCACCAUCAAAACGGCUAAAGCCACGUUUGUAAGGCCGUUAUCAAGACUGGCGAUACUGCCAUUAGAUGACGACCAUCAUUGUAAGGCGUCGUUAAUUACAAGUUAA
Molecule: messenger RNA, 4332 nt
Organism: Solenopsis invicta (red fire ant)
Lineage: Eukaryota; Metazoa; Arthropoda; Insecta; Hymenoptera; Formicidae
Exons: 5
Coding region: 1-4332 (1443 amino acids)
Biological process (GO): DNA integration
Molecular function (GO): nucleic acid binding
Source: RefSeq, a predicted model, not a curated record